Messenger RNA from Lactuca saligna, 624 nucleotides. The record is from the annotation of a GenBank genome assembly. NCBI's taxonomy places the organism in Eukaryota, Viridiplantae, Streptophyta, Magnoliopsida, Asterales, Asteraceae.
AUGGCGUCUCAGAAAUCGAUCUGGUUUUUAGUUGCCAUGUUCAUCAGUUUCUUAUCUUCUUCACAUGCUGUCACCUUGGAAGUUGGUGACGAUGAUGGCUGGACCUUAAACCCUAUUGAAGACUACAAUGCAUGGUCCGGCAGAUUGAGGUUUCUGGUCAACGAUACCCUCUAUUUCAAGUAUGAAGAUGCCACGGAUUCUGUUUUGGUGGUGGACAAAGAUGAUUAUGAAAACUGCAAUGUUGAUAAUGCCAUCGAGAAGCUGGAUGGUGGUGAAUCGUAUUUCAAACUUGAACAACCGGGUCCUCAUUACUUCAUUACUGGUAAUAAAUCCAACUGUGAUCAAGGUCAGAAGCUUAUUGUGUCGGUUUUGCACAUCAGAACCCAAUCGCCACCUUCAACUCCACGUGCUCCAUCACCCCUUCCACCAGCACCGUCAUCUCCUCUCACAGUAACCCCACCAUCUGCAACUCCGGUUUUGAAUCCACCCACAUCUAUAGUUAGCUCACCUUCUCCGCUUGGUAGUAAUCCGGCAGACAAGGCGUCAUCGACAUCUACAGUGAUUUCUGGUACCACAGCUGCAUCACUUGUGACUUUGAUUAUUGCUUUGUGUUCGAUUAUUUGA